Scomber japonicus (chub mackerel) is the source of this 4013-nucleotide messenger RNA. RefSeq names its product septin 9b (gene septin9b). Gene Ontology annotation, molecular function: GTP binding; molecular adaptor activity; GTPase activity. Gene Ontology annotation, biological process: cytoskeleton-dependent cytokinesis. The transcript has 11 exons. Gene Ontology annotation, cellular component: septin complex; microtubule cytoskeleton; septin ring. The coding region runs from base 86 to 1906 and encodes 606 amino acids. The record is from RefSeq and is a predicted model, not a curated record. Lineage: Eukaryota; Metazoa; Chordata; Actinopteri; Scombriformes; Scombridae.
GUCUUCAUGAAGAAAAAGGGAGGGAGGGAAAAAGAGGAGAGAAAAAGGAGAGGUUGAUGUGGCUAUUUGAGGUAGCCGUUUAGUUAUGGAGCGAGACAGAAUAGCCGCCCUGAAGAGGUCCUUUGAGGUGGAGGAUGUCGACACUUCAUCUCAUUCCUCCCCCGGCUCCCGCCGGACGACCAACUCAGCUCACCGUAAUGCCAUGUCUCCCACCAGUAUUUACUACCGUGACCUGGGCACUGCCAACUCGGCCACCAACAACAACAACCUCAACUACACCCAACCCCGCUCCAUCAUGGGUGGAGGAGGCUCCAAGACCCCUGAGCCUGUGUCACGCCGCUCUGAACUUUCCAUUGACAUCUCCUCUUCUUCCAACAAGCAAGUGGAUAACAUCACCAGCCCAGCCUCCACACGAUUCGGAAGCAACAGCGCCUUGAAACGCCCCGAAGUCCUUGGCCACUCCAAGACCCCUGAGAUGGGCCACAAGAGGGAGGUCACUUUUGCCAAGACGCCUACUGAGUCCCCAGUGAUACGCCGUAAUGAAGGCAACAAUAACAACAACGGGACCAGCCGGACCCCUGAGCAGAACCACAUUCGCAAGUUUGAGCCCCCCAGUCCCGGGGAUGUCCGUAAACCUGAUAUCAGCAUUACUCGAGCUCCACCGGAGAACAACGGCCACCACGCAGCUGUACACCACCCACACCAUCCAAACCCUCAUCACAACACCAUUGUCACCACCAUCCGCUGCUCCUCGCCCAACCAUGCUGGACGCAAAUCCCCCAACCCUGACAGGUCAGAGGUCAAUCUGAGCCACGGCAACAUGUCUGAAUCCGCCAAGCCCCACCAACCCAACCCACAAGGUAAGGGAGAGAAGACCCACAGCAGCGACUUCAGCUAUGUUGGCAUCGAUGCCAUACUGGAGCAGAUGAGGAGGAAGGCCAUGAAACAGGGCUUUGAGCUCAACAUCAUGGUUGUGGGACAAAGUGGCCUUGGGAAGUCCACUUUGAUGAACACACUGUUCAAGUCCAAGGUGAGCCGUAAGUCAGUUCAGCCCAAUUCGGAGGAGAGGAUCCCUAAAACUGUCGAGAUCAAGUCCAUCAGUCACGAUAUUGAGGAGAAAGGAGUGAGGAUGAAGCUGACAGUAAUUGACACUCCUGGCUUUGGGGAUCAGAUCAACAAUGAAAACUGCUGGCUGCCCAUUAUGAAGUUCAUCAAUGACCAGUAUGAAGCGUACCUGCAGGAGGAAAUCAACAUUAACAGGAAGAAGAGGAUCCCAGAUUCCAGGGUGCACUGCUGCAUAUACUUCAUACCUCCCACUGGCCACUGUCUGAGGCCUCUGGAUGUGGAGUUCAUGAGGCGUCUCAGUAAGGUGGUCAACAUCGUCCCCGUCAUUGCCAAGGCUGACACACUCACCCUGGAGGAGAGAAACUACUUUAAGCAGACGAUUAGGGAAGAGCUGCGAGCCAACGGGAUUGAUGUUUAUCCUCAGAAAGAGUUUGACGAGGACGCGGAGGACAGGAUGAUCAAUGACAAAAUCAGGGAGAUGAUCCCUUUUGCUGUGGUCGGCAGUGACCAGGAGUACCAGGUGAACGGGAAGAAGAUUCUGGGGAGGAAAACAAAGUGGGGCACCAUAGAGGUUGAGAAUAUUGCACACUGUGAGUUUGCUUACCUGCGAGACCUCCUCAUUAGGACACACAUGCAAAACAUCAAAGACAUCACAGGCAGCAUCCACUAUGAGACAUAUCGUGUCCGCCGGUUAAAUGAAUCCAACGCCCAUUUCAGCUCUCAUCCAUCUGACCAUCCUACUGUUCAGCCAAAGACCAACGGUCAGCCUGAGGAGCAGCCCAAAGCCACACAGGCCAACGGAGUGGCUGCUCAGCAUGAAGCCAUGUCCCAUGAGAUGUAGAGAGUCAUGUGCGGUGCAGAAUUGCCAAUUUAUAACAUCAGGACACAGCCAGGAACAAAACGUAUACUCACACACUUACUCUGUUUACAUGAACAAGCCCACACAUGUACAGAUACACACUCAUCGUCUGAAGACCAUUACAAUUCCUAGAAGGGCUUUGGCCAAAAAGAAAAACUACCUAAACUACAGCUUUUAAUUUAUCAUUAAGUUACAAGAAACAAUACUCAGAGUAACAAUAACAAUUUUUUAUCCUGCAGCAAGUUUUUUCAUCGUUUAGAUUCUGAGCAAAAUUAGGUCUUGAUGCACAUACAAGUACUUCUCCUGUUUGCUCUUCUUUUCCCAACUGACAAAUACAAUCUACAGACAGGAACGUUUAAAAUAAACCAUUAAAGUUCUCAAGUCAUGGAUAUUAUUAUUAUUUCUCUUGUUACUGAGCUUUAGCUGCUGGGUUUAUUUUUAGAUCAUCUUAUUGGCUGUCAGGCCUGCAGCAGCUGCAAGGUAGAUUAAGUAAUUCAGCAGUGAAACAAUAGACAAGAUAUUUUGUAACCUUUAUUUAUUCAGUGGAGUUCCUCUGAGAGAAAUGCUAUUUUUUUUCAGAAAUGCCCUGAUCACAUUCACACAAGCGCUGCUUCUUUACCAGGGGACUGAACCCAUGGCCCUCCAGUCAUGAGUUUGCUUCUUCUACCUUUAGGUCAUCAUUGCCCUGUAUAGAUCAGUAUAAUGGAAAAAGAGCAUGCAGAAGAAAAAAUCCAAAAACUUCUUUUACAGGAUCGUUGGUUGACAGGAGCUUUAGUCUUAAGUGGCGUCCAGAUGAGGAGAUAACAGUAUAAUUGAAAAUACAGUCUGUCAUAUCAGAUGAUACUAGAUUAAUUCUACACUAGAAAUAACUGUUAGUGCCACUAGCCUGGUUUGCUUUGUGUUGUGGUGUAUAGUUUUAUAUAGAUACUAGGGUUAAGUAGGGAUAUUUAGAUUAGUAUUAUGGAGGAAGAUAUUGUUGACACCUCCGCACUGCAAAUUAAAAAAGAAAGCAAUAGUGUGGAGCAGCUUUCAGGAAAAACAAGUCCUCUUGUCAUUUUUCCGUUGUUAUGUUUUUAAAACCUGUUUUCCCCAAACCAUCCCGUCUCUUUCUAUAUAAAGCCAAUGUUGUGUAAUACAGUCAUACCUUACAUUUUACAUUGCUCAUUUACUAUUGUAUUUUUAUUGCUGUUGUUCAUGUUUUAAUAGGCUAUUAUAUAAGAUGGGAGAUGUGGAGGAGUCUGUGCAACUGGUGUACGUUGCUGCCAUUGUGUCCUUUUCUCUGACUGUAAACAUAAUUAGUCAUUUUUUUCUGUUAAAGAGAAGCACACGCAGUACAUAGAAUUGAUUUAUGAAUAGCUAUUUAUGUGUAUGUUUAGUGAAAUCAGUUCGAUUCAACUUUCAUUCCAGCUGUUGGCUUCCAGAGAUUUAUUGCAGGUCUUAAACAAUGAUGACCUUUUGGGUUUAGAAAGUGAUUGUGAAGUGAGUGUUUGUUGGCUACUUUCCAGUACAGUAGGUUGCACCCCUGUUGGCAAGACUACAUUGUAACUAGCACCACCUGCCUGUGAAGUACAGAAGAAGUCUAAUAUUUGUACUCUGAAUAUUAAUUAUUACAACUUCCAAUAGAUAAUGAUUAGAACAGUGACAUUAUAUUGCAAGCUUACAGCAUUUUUGUCAGAGGAGAAUGUUUUAAUACCAUAAAAAGAAGGAAUUUGUGCCAAAAACCUUUAAAAAAAACAAAAAAACCCUAAUAUAUAUUUGUGAAAUUACAAGCUCAAAUGACAUUUUAGAGGUUGCAUCUCAAUUUAUAACAUUCUCAUGAUUUCCUAACAAAAAUAGUCAGCUUAUGCACUGUCUCUUCAAGUCACUAUGAAUAAAAUAAUUGCAUACUUGCCUACAGGACAGAUAAUAAUUUCAUAAAACAAGAGAACAGUCUUUUAUCCAGAGAAAGAUAUUGGGUUACACUUUGUUUACUGUUGUAUAGUUCUUGUGUACUUUGUUAUGGUAUUAUAGCUUAAGGUUUUAAAUUGAUAUGCUAUCUCAAAGAAUAAAGAUUGAUAUUUUUAUUGUUUAAUGUUGAUUGUCUUGAUUU